AUGGCGAACGGAUCUCGAUUCGAUGCAUUGCUGAAUCAAGUUCAAAGUAAACUUGACCAGCUAGAAAAUGCGAAAGAAGAAUUCGAAUCGUAUGAUCUAGAGCAAAAAAAGAAUACUGUUUCAAGAGGACUUCGAGAAUUAAAUCAAUGUCAAAAUAAUAUUAUGGAAAUGGAUCGUCUUGUUCAAACAAUGCCAAUGAGAGAUAGAGAAUUCUUUGUUCAAGAUAUUGCAACGUGUAAAAGUUCCCAUAAAAAUCUGUUAGUUGCGUAUAACAAACUUGAUGAAGAAGUUAAGCGUCUUAUAUUAAUUGAUGAAGCUCAGAGAAAUUCUGGAGUUGAUCAAGACUCUUUAAAUCGUACUGCAGCAAAACUUGAUAACGCAAACCAAAAUCUUUCAGAAGCUAUCUCUCUUGGAGGUAAGGUUAUCGCAGGGCAAGAAAAAGCAAUGAACACACUAGCUGAAGAUCGUCAAGCACUUGUUCGAAUUGAUAAAAACGUUGAUAACAUCAUGGAUGAAACGAGUAAAGCUAACAAGCUGGCAAAUUCAAUGUGUGGUCGUGCUUGUUUGAAUGGUAGUUUAGCAUGGAUCAUCGCUUUACUUCUUGGAUUGGUAUUUGCCGCUUUAUUAAUUUUGAGGAUCCGCAAGAUCGGACCUUUCAAGAAAAAGGCCUAA
Messenger RNA from Trichomonas vaginalis G3, 672 nucleotides. Its product is annotated as vesicle transport V-SNARE protein family. Gene Ontology annotation, biological process: intracellular protein transport; vesicle fusion. The coding region runs from base 1 to 672 and encodes 223 amino acids. The transcript has a single exon. Gene Ontology annotation, cellular component: SNARE complex; ER to Golgi transport vesicle membrane; endoplasmic reticulum membrane. The record is from RefSeq and is a predicted model, not a curated record. Lineage: Eukaryota; Parabasalia; Trichomonadida; Trichomonadidae. Gene Ontology annotation, molecular function: SNARE binding; SNAP receptor activity.